AUGGCUGUGAAUUCAUUUUUGACAGAUGGAGAAUGUUCGGCCACACAGAGCAGCUCUGCUGAAGUUCUCACAGCAGAAACAGAUGUCGUCCGCUCCAGUGACGGGAAUCCUCUGGACAAUGAAGAUGAUGAAGAUGGUCUGCUGGAUUGGUGGAGAACAGUGGAAGGUUGGGGCGAAUGGAACGAGUCAAAACAGUUUAAUGAGGAAGAUGGGGAACGAGCGAUCGAAGCAGCUGCUAACCGGGUGUUCAUGGCUGCCAAGUUAUUCGUCCACCUGCUGAACCAGCGGGAGGCGUCGCUGCAGCAGCGGAUCCAUGAGCUCCUGGCUUUAGCGGACGCAGCGGACAGUUUCCACAAGAAGACGGUGACCGCUAGCGUUGGCGGAGGCGUGGCCAGUGUAGCCGGCAGCAUCACCACCAUCACCGGCCUGGUUAUGGCACCCUUCACCUUUGGGACGUCCCUCAUCGUGACAGCGGUGGGCAUCGGUGUGGCGACCGCCGGCGGCGUGACGUCAGCGUCGGCCAACAUCACAGACACGGUUCACUCCAACACGGACCGGAAGAAGGUGGAGAAGAUGAUCCAAGAUUAUCAGCACGAAAUUCAAGAUAUUAAAGAAUGCCUGGACUUUCUGCAGGCCGGGAUGGCGACUCUGGAGGAGUGGAACUUCGAGCAGUACGUGGACAGCAUCUCCAGAAAGGCUCUUAACCAGAACGUCAAGCACGUGUUGAAGGAGGGCGGCCGGGCUGGGAAAGCGCUGCUUGUCAACACGGAGAACCUCAUCAACACCGUGCAGGUGCUCAGCGUGGCAGGAGGAGCGGCCAAAGCCGCACAGGUCAUCAGCGUCACCUCUGGCGUCAUGUCGGGCCUCUUCCUCGCUCUCGACGUCUUCUUCCUGGCCAAGGGAUCGCUGGAGCUGCGUAAGGGCGCCAAGACAGAGUUCGCAGCCAAGAUCAGAGAGGUUUGCAAGGAGCUCCAGGAUGGACUGCAGGAGCUGAAGAGAAUCCAACAGCAGCUGCAGAAAACCCUGGAUGGGGUUGAGUUGGAGGAGGAGGAGGAGGAGGAGGAGGAGGAUGAAGAUGAUGUAGAGGAAGAGGUAGAAAGUGAGAACUGACAAAAGAGUCCACCUAGAGGAAUAAGCAUAGAUGAUUAUCUUGAGCAAUAAUAAGUACAAAUAAAAAAAUAUAUUAAUAAUAAUUUAAUUAAUAAUUUCUAUUACAUUAGAUUGUAAGUUUCUUUGGAUAAGUUAAGUGCUAAAUGCAUAAAUGUAAAUAAAUAUGAAAUAAUAAAUAUAAAAUAAAAAUAAAUAUCUAUUUAUGAUACACUAGCGGUCAAACGUUUGGAAUAAUUCGGAUUUUUUCAUUUGAUAAUCAUAAUAAUUAUAAUAAUUGAUAAAGAUUGAGCAGCAUACCAAAUAUUUCCCUUUUUUACUGUAUUUUUGACCAAAUAAAUGCAGACUUGGUGAGCAGAAGAGAAAAUCUUAAUUAUUCCAAACUUUUGAGCUGUAGUGUAAAUAUUUCCGCUGUUUGCCAAAGGUCAAAGGUCAGUAGAUUACUUACUAAGUGAACUGGUUAUUCAGUCUUGUGGCUACAAAUAAGGACUGUUCAAAUAAUGACAAGAGAUGAUGAGUAACUCUUUUAUAUCUAUGCAAUGAAACACAGUGCCAUGUUAUAUACUGUGACAUAUUGAUAUUGUUAUGUUCACUCUCUUAUUUAUUGUUCUCUAUUAUUUCUCAAUUGAAAUCUCUAACUGCUCAGGUAUGAUGGGUCUGUUCGUCUGUUUAUCUUACAUUUCAGCUCUUUACUGUAUAUAUGUUCAGUUCAGUGGAUGUUAAAAUAGUGCGCUAACAGCAGAGUCACCUGAUACCAGUUCCUUUUCUCAGCACUGGUGUGGAUGGACCAAUCAGUCGUUUGUGAUUACAUGAUUAAUUCAUUUCCCACUCAUUAUGUUCUUUCUGUCACCACUAGAGGGCGGAUGCACCAAAUGUGUGACUCAAAUACCUUUUUUUUUUUUUUUUUUGUAAUUAAAUUAAUUCAUGAUAUUGCAUAUAUUUACAGUUCAUCACAUAUAUUUGCUGAGAAAGUCCUCCAAAUGAAUCUUUGUACCAGAUGAAUAAGUCAUUGACUGGACUAAACGAGCCUUUAGAAGUCAAGUCAAAUAGUUUCAAAGCAGCUUUCACUGUAAUAAACAGGAAAAUAACAGUGUUAAUGUUGCAAAAUUUUAGUUAUGAAACUAAUUUGGUUGUAAAGCAGCUCUAAAAUGACAAUAGUGUCAUCAUUGAGCUCAAUUUAGUUCAAGUUUUGCAGUCAAUAAUAUAAUAUUACUCAAACCUUUUAAAACUUUUGUUUUAAAACUUGUUUUCUUUUAAACCUAUUUCCUGUUUAUCAUCAGUCUAUCACUAACCUACAGGUUGAUCUAUCUGUUUUGUGUUUUCCAUCUGUGUUAUAUUGCUAUUGUUGGUUAAUGUACACAUUUAGACUGACAUUUCUGGCAUUUGUCUUGCUGUUGUUCCACAUUUUUAAGGCAUUGUGUCAAGUUAAAAUAGUCAGUCUUGGGAAAAACAUUUGGUUGUGUUCAGUACAGCUGUCCUUAAAUAUACAUCUGAAUUACUUUAAAGAUUAAAAUGAAGAUUAAAUGUCACUAUUUUAUUUAAACUAUUUGAAAUUAAGGUGUUAAAUGUCCUAGAGAUAACAUGUUGCUCAUGUCAGUCUUGAAACGGGUGGGGUAAUAAUAAUGUUGUUUAACCAACUAUACCAGUAUAUCCAGCAGUUAAAAAGACACUUAUGUGAAGUCAUGAAGUUACUGUGCCAUGAAUUUGUAAACAGUAGAAGCUUACGCAGACACCUCACUAUGACUAUAUUACCCUAUAUUAAAUUUUAUUUAUUAUAAACAA
Messenger RNA from Megalobrama amblycephala (Wuchang bream), 2889 nucleotides. It is a transcript of the gene apold1b, whose product is annotated as apolipoprotein L6. Gene Ontology annotation, molecular function: lipid binding. Gene Ontology annotation, biological process: lipoprotein metabolic process; lipid transport. Gene Ontology annotation, cellular component: membrane; extracellular region. The transcript is spliced from 6 exons. The record is from RefSeq and is a predicted model, not a curated record. Lineage: Eukaryota; Metazoa; Chordata; Actinopteri; Cypriniformes; Xenocyprididae. Bases 1 to 1110 code for a protein of 369 amino acids.